Molecule: messenger RNA, 1506 nt
Organism: Melozone crissalis (California towhee)
Lineage: Eukaryota; Metazoa; Chordata; Aves; Passeriformes; Passerellidae
Gene: NINJ2
Product: ninjurin 2
Exons: 4
Coding region: 51-479 (142 amino acids)
Biological process (GO): tissue regeneration; cell adhesion
Cellular component (GO): membrane
Source: RefSeq, a predicted model, not a curated record
GAGCGCUCCGCUCCUCGGCCGUGGGGACAGAGCUGGGGACACGCACAGGGAUGGCCUCGGACAGGGACAGCGCCAAUCCCCACGGCAUGAAUCCUCACCUGCGGGUCAACGGGCCCAUGAACAUCAACCACUACGCCACCAAGAAGAGCGUGGCAGAGAGCAUGCUGGACGUGGCACUCUUCAUGGCCAACGUCACCCAGCUCAAGGCUGUGCUGGAGCAGGGCACGUCCUUCCAGUACUAUGCCACCCUCAUCGUGCUCAUCAGCAUCUCCCUCUUCUUCCAGGUGAUGAUUGGGGUUCUCCUGAUCAUCACGGCUCGUUUGAACCUGAAUGAUAUUGCAAAGCAACCCCGCCUGAACAUACUCAACAACGCUGCCACAGCUCUCAUCUUCAUCACAGUCAUCCUCAACAUCUUCAUCACAGCCUUCGGGGUGCAGAAGACUGGCCUCUACCCCAGCAGGAAUUUUGGACCUUAUUAAUUCAUGGGGCAAUGGACUCAGGAUCUGAGCAGUGCAGCUCUCCUCCACGUUUCCACUGACCUCAGCAGGAUCCAUGGAUGAAUCCAGGAAACUGGGUUAAACUUCAAAACUCUGUGUGUGUCAUAACAUAUCAGCCCCUUGCUGUAAUGCUUUUGCAGUUCUGAGGGGCAGGAACAUUGCCUUUCCAAGCUAGAACAAACUUUGCAAGAGAAAACUGCAGCAUCAGCAGCAGCAGGUAUACAUUUUGAAAGUGCAGUUCUGUAAAUCUCUUCUCUUAUUUUAGCUGCCUGCUUCACAUAUUCAAUAUUGGCUCAUGUGGUAGAGAAGACUGAAUGAUUUACUUUGUAGGCUAAAUAAAUAAGUCCAGCUCUUUUUUGUCUCAAAUGUAAGUUGGUGCCCUUAAAGCAAUUCUAUCUCAUAGUUUACCUCCCGAAUGUUGGAAUGGAUUUCUCUAAAAAAGUUUUCCUAGGAGAAUAGAAGGGUGUGUGUACAUGAAGAUAGCUAGAACCAGUUCAAAUCUUUUCCUAGUUGUUUAAAAUCAAAUGUUACAUAGUUAAGAAAACAAUCAGAUAUUUCCAGCACUGGGAUGUUAACAAGGACAGAAAAUAGUUAUUGUGGUCUGAUAUCAUCAUCAGUGACCUAUCAGGAACAAUGUCAGAAUAGCCUGACAAUACUUAAUGGAAAAAAGAAGAUAAAAAUGAAGAUACAUUAUAAUGAACAAACAUUAUACAUAAGGCCACAGCCUAGGCUUAUUGCUGCAAUGAAAAAUUACAGUUGAAUAGCUUAUUACAUUAUUUUAAAAAUCACCAUUAUGAUUUAUUCUCAUCACUAAUAUAAAUGUUUUAAAAUGUAUUUGAUUUAUAAUGACAGCUCUGGUAAUUCUCUUGUAUUAGAAGCAUUUGUUUCCUUGAGAAAAAAAAUCCUUUGAAUUAAUGAGUUUCAAGAUUUUGAUGAAAGAGUAAAAAUUUUCAAUCCUAAAUUUUUUAACUCUAUAGUCAUGCUAAAAAAUGGUAUUUUAAUAGCCUUA